UUCAGAAUUAAAAGUGUUUCACAAAAUCCAGCGCGUUUUAAAACCUAAUUAAUUUCACGCUAAAAAAAGGAUAAGACUUUGAUAGGAUAAGAUCAGGAGUUCUACAUCAUAAAUUUUAAUAUUAAAUAGGACUUUGUCAAUUGACAAUUAAGUAUUGUGAAAUUUAUAAACGUUAACUCAAAACAAUUAAACAAAAAAUACAGCCUUGAAGAAAAUAUGUCAAUUUUGGGAAAUAUCAGAAAUUUCUUCGGUCACGUCGGGGAGAAUUUAAAUAAUACAUUUCGAUCACCGGGAAGGCUUACAAGAAUGAAUUCAAGUUCUGGAAAUGAUUCACGUUCAAUGGUUGGCCCUCCGAGAAACUCACUACUCAGGCGUCAAAGCGUGGCUGCAGAAAGCUUCGAUCCAGAAAAGGAUAGUGAUGACAACAAUGAAGAGGAAAGGCAAAUCUAUCCGAAAUCUGACAGUCAACGUGCUAGACUAAGCAAUGCAGUGAAGGAAAUAUUACUUUUUCGAUGUCUUGAUGAAGAACAAAAAUCCAAAGUCAUUGAUGCAAUGCAAGAAAUGAAAGUUAAAAACGGUGAAAUAGUUAUAACUCAAGGUGACGAUGGAGAUAAUUUUUAUAUUAUUGAAUCGGGGACAUACGAUAUAUACGUCAGGAAUCCCACUGCUACAGAUAAGCAACUUGGAGAAAAAGUCGGAUCAUACAAUGGUCAAGGUUCUUUCGGGGAACUUGCUUUGAUGUAUAAUACAUCUAGAGCAGCUUCAAUUGUGGCUGCCACAGAUGGUAUUCUAUGGCUUAUGGACAGAAAUACUUUUCGUCGUAUUGUCCUAAAGGCUGCUUUUCAUAAACGACAAACAUAUGUAGAAUUGUUGGAAGAUGUACCGUUACUGAAGGAGUUAAGUAGCUAUGAACGUAUAAAUGUUGCUGAUGCCUUACAGUCAAGAGUGUAUCAAGAUGGAGCGACCAUAAUUUCUCAGGGUGAAACCGGUAAAGAAAUGUUCAUUAUUGAAUCAGGAACCGUCAAGAUUAUUGUGAAGGAGAAUUCAAAGGAAGUUGAGCUAAGUCGAGUUGGUAAAGGAGCUUAUUUUGGAGAAUUGGCACUAAUUACGAAACGUCCCAGAGCUGCGUCAGCCUAUGCAGUUGGACAAACAAAAGUAGCUGUUCUAGAUGUUGCCAGUUUUGAGCGGCUAAUGGGUCCUUGUCUUAACGUUAUGCAAAGAAAUAUUGAAACAUAUGAAAAACAGCUGAAUGAACUACUUGGCACUAAUCAUCAACUGAAGUCAACUGACCUCAGAUCAAAGUGAUGCAUGCAUAUAUAUUCCAACAGGCUUUUAUUCACCGUGUCAAUUUCUUCACUGUCUCCUCAUAUCUUAAAGUUCUUCAUAAUUGAUAAAAUAAGUAAUGUGAUAACAAAGAUUACUACUGUUGCCAUAAUACUAUUAAAUAUAUGAAGUAAAUCAUCCGACUGUGCAACUAUUCAACAUUAUAUUUUUGACUUUAUGAAUUCUGUCAUUUGACUGCAUACCAUGCAUAAACACAACAUCCCCAAAACUGACGACAGAUCAUUGUAAGAAUAUUGAAUAUACAUAGCAUUCAUUCAAAUCUCUUUGCACCAGGCUUUACAUCAACCCCUGGAAAAGUGUCCAGUAUCCAUGUUAGCAUUUAUGCUUAUGCUUAAUUGGACAAAACAAAGAUACUGGAAAAAUAUUUGCUUUACAUAUACUGAAUCUUGGUCCUUCAUGCUAUUUAAGUAUUUCUGUCUGUUUUGUUCCAUUAUUUUGGCGUUUAUUUGUCUAUGUUCGUAUUCUAUCAUUUCUUGAUACUGCCGCUCUAACAUUAAACACCUUUUUAUAAGUUUUGUCCAAAAAAUAAACAGUUUACCUUAUGCGAGCCACGUUCAUACUGAAAUUACUUUACAUUUUGCCAGGAUAUUAAGUCAAGAAGGAUUUAUUAUUAUUAUUAUU
This is a messenger RNA of Heterobilharzia americana, 1965 nucleotides long. Lineage: Eukaryota; Metazoa; Platyhelminthes; Trematoda; Strigeidida; Schistosomatidae. The record is from the annotation of a GenBank genome assembly.